UAAAUCUAGCUGCGGAACCGUAGCUCUUAUGGUCCUUAUUCUAUUUUGGAUAAUUUGCGGACUCCAAUCGAACAUCAUUACAAUCUUCACAACCAUCACAUAGACAAAUUUUACUUACAGAUGAUGAAAUGGUUUGAAAAGCCAGUGUGAUGCUGAUAUGACCUAAUGAAAAGGACUUUGACAGGACAGUAAUAUGUGGCAGGACAUUCCAGAUACAUGGUUGUUAGAAAUUUUCCAGUAUUUAAAGUUUCAAGACCUAGUAAACAUUACUGCAGUCUGCAAGAAAUGGCAGCGUGUGGCUUUAGAUGAAACUUUAUGGAGGAAGUUAAUGAGGAGAACAUAUAAUAUCAAAAAUACAGAACUAGCUCCUGGUAAAGACUCCUGGUACAGUGAGUACAAACGAUUUUAUUAUCACACACCAGCAAUUGAAAGUGAAGUGCUCACAGAUCACACUGACGAAGUACUAGAUGUAGCAUUUUCUCAUAAUGGAAAAUAUGUGUGUACUACUUCAAAAGACUGCACUGUCAAGGUAUGGGAAAUUGGGUUUCCAACAAAGCUGAAGUAUUCAGCAGAUUUAAAAGAAAUGUUAGAAUGGAGUUUAACACAAUAUGCUGUUUUUAACAAAACAGAUGAUUAUUUAUUGGUGUGUGGUGUAAAUAUCAGUGGACCCUUCUACAGCGAGUUCUUCAUGGGACAUGGAGCCAUCUUUGACAUGACACAAGAUUUCACUAUAAUUAGAGUGAUGGGUAUGAACCCACCACAUCUUUUUGCUGAUUGGGCAGAUACAGAAGUUUGUGUAGGUGGAUAUGCCACAAAUCAUGAUCAUCUUACGAUUAAUUCAUUCAAGGUUCCGGAUAAAAGGAAUAGAAGGAAUAUUGAAACAGUAACGACUCCAAACCCUCAGGAGAUAUUAGAUAAUACAGAUGGAAAUAGACUGUGUACAUUUUAUGCGGAUUGCAAUCAUACUAUGAACCUAAUGGUAGCUAAUGUUCCCAUCAAACCAAAACCUCUGAUGCCAAAAUGUGAUAUAAAUAGAAACGCAAAUUCUGUGAUAUACAACAGAGAUAGAAAUAAUGGUGAUACGUGCAUUAAAUACUUGAUUUUUGUGGCAGGUGUUCAUGAUUGUAUAAUUUUACAUGAGUUAAAGAAUGUAAAAACAACAAAAGAUUUUGAUGAAGCCAAUGCUGUACGACCUUUCAGCUAUGAUGUCAUUCGCAGACCUGGACAGUACAUAUCUGGUAUGAAAUUGUCACAUGACCACAGGUAUUUAUAUUUUAAUUUUCGUGAAGCAGUCAAAGAAGAGGAAAAUGAAGAAUGGGAAGACUAUCUACACUUAAAAGAAAAUCUACAAGUAAAUGUUAUAGACCUGCAGACAAAACAGAUAAUACCUGAUAUUGUGUAUGAGGGCCACAAAGGAUUUUCAGAAUACCCAGCAUGGUACAUCUGUCUGGAUACAUCCGAUGAUAUUGUGGCAAGUGGAAGUGAAGAAGCAAAAGCCUACCUAUGGGAUAAAUAUUACAGAUGUUUGAUAACAACCUUACAACAUAAAGAGGGGGUGGUUAAUGGUUUAGAGUUUAACCCUAAAGAUUGUGAGACAAUGGUGACGUCUGGUGAUGACCAAACAAUUAGAAUAUGGAGGUCAAGAAAUAGGAUGAAGUCAUUACAACCAGUUGAUUUUUCAUAAUUAUAAAAAUGAGAUUUAAAUUAAGAGAUUAAAGAACAGGAUUAGUUAAACAUGUAGUGACAUUGAUUAGCCAGAUAAAGAGCAGACAAGACUUUGUAUUAGAGAAUGUGAUCAUAGUGUUGAAAAGCUACAGUGAUUGAAACUUCUGGUUUUUUAAUUCCAGGUGUUGAAGGUGCUUACUGUGUUUGGAUCUUUAUCUCCUGGUAAAAAAUUCGAACAUUUCAGUUCUUCUUUUUAAACUGUAAGUGUUGGAAUGAAUUAUUUGAUCACAUUUUUAACUUCUGGCCAUUUAGAAUCUUGACAAGUAGAAUUGAAUUGACUAUUUUCCAAACGGAACUAAAUUUACAAAUCUCCUCUAGGAGUCUUUAAAUCUCCUAGAUAAACUGGAAUUAAAACACAGGUUAAGUUUAAUUGGAUGAGAUAUAUUUAUGAACACUACAUUAUAACUUGAGAUUUAAAGAGGUUUUGGAUCUGAUAGCAAAUGGUGGUGCUUUAGAUAUAUUUCUUCUUUUUUUUUCGCCUUGACAGUGUCAAAAAGCGAGACUUAGGUAUGCAUUUUCCAUUGGCGUGGGCGGCGACUUCAACAAUGUAUUAGUUUGUGAUUAGGUCAAUUUAUGGGGAACUACUAGUGGUAGGUCAUUGAUAUUUGGUACGCAGUUGUAUAAGCAUUGACACAUCUCAUUUCCAUGGAGAUUAUUUGGUCUCGCCCCCUCAGUCAUGGUCUAUUGACUUUGAAACGUUUUGCUUUCUUUAGAAGUAUUAGUUUGUGAUUAGGUCAGUUUAUGGGGAAUCACUUCUGGUAGGUCAAUGAUAUUUGGUAUGCAGUUGUGUUAGCAUUGGCACCUCUCAUUUUCAGGGAGAUUAUUUGGCCAGCCCCCUCAGUCAUGAACUAUUGACUCUGAAACUUUUGCUUAGUUAACAUGUAUUUGUUUGCGACUAGGUCAGUUUAAGGGGGACCACUAGUGGUAGGUCAAUGGUAUUUGGUUUUUAGAUGUAUUAGCUCAAAGGUAAAACUGAUCUUUUCGUUGGCUUUGAAGUGGAUAACUAGAUUUAAUUUAUGGAUGAUUAAAGUUACUGCAGCCUUUCACCUUGUCUGUCAGUUCGUCUAACAAAUAUUUCUGUUACAUGUUUUGUAGGUACUACUGAACAAAAUGAAUUCAUAUUUGGUGAACAAUAUCAAAAUUAAACAAUAUGGCAUUUUUGCCUGGUUAGAGAUUCAGGCUUCUAGGAGCCUCUGUUUUCCAUUGAUUCCACAUAUCAAAAUAUUUCAACAUCAUUUUAGUUGCUUUUAUUGGUUUUUACAUGUGUUGACCUUUUAAUGUCAGAAUAUAACAUACAAGAGUUGUUUUAAGUCACAUCAAGUUAAAAGGUUAGCUUUUAUAUGAUUUAUAAAUUGAUGACAGAGGGACAGCUUGUAUGUAAGUACAUCUUGAAUGAUUUUAAUACAUUAGAACAUUUAUAUAAAUGUAUGGUUGUACAUUAUUAUUGUAAUGUCAACCAAGUUAGAUAGAUUCAGAUUGUUUAUUAAUAUUAAUUGAAUGCUAUUUGUGAUUUUAUUUCAAGGAAUGUUGUUGAAGAACAUUUGUUUUUAGUUAUGAAUGUUUGUUAAUUAAUUUAUUAUUAAACAGUAUAAUAGUAUGCUAUACUGGAAAUAAUGACAGGUUAACUUGUUAUAUAAAUCUUCAUAUAUCAGAGGGUAUUAAAAGAAGCUACACAGUCCAUAUUUUAUAUAAAGAUGGAUUAUGGUCUGAAACUUCCAUUUGCCAUAUUUCAGUUGUCCUUGACAACAUUUUCAUAGUUCAUGAACCCAUAAAAUUAAUGUUGUUUUAUUGAUGAGAUUAUUCUGAGAAUGAAUAUCAAGACCAACAAUAUUUACUUUAUAUAUAAUUAAUCUGUAAAUGCUUCAAUUAGUGUCCAUAUCAGUAUUACACUUGGAACUUAACCUUGACCUCAUAUUCAUUGUAGGCUGAAUCUUAAAUGCAGUCCUCUUUUGUGAAUAAACCAGUUUCUAUUAAA
Molecule: messenger RNA, 3700 nt
Organism: Mytilus californianus (California mussel)
Lineage: Eukaryota; Metazoa; Mollusca; Bivalvia; Mytilida; Mytilidae
Product: F-box/WD repeat-containing protein 5-like
Exons: 8
Coding region: 194-1684 (496 amino acids)
Biological process (GO): protein ubiquitination
Cellular component (GO): Cul4-RING E3 ubiquitin ligase complex; SCF ubiquitin ligase complex
Molecular function (GO): protein binding
Source: RefSeq, a predicted model, not a curated record